Adineta ricciae is the source of this 207-nucleotide messenger RNA. The record is from the annotation of a GenBank genome assembly. NCBI's taxonomy places the organism in Eukaryota, Metazoa, Rotifera, Eurotatoria, Adinetida, Adinetidae.
AUGCUUGAAUAUGCAAACAUUCUCUAUAUUAGCUUGAAAUGUCUUUCGGAGAGUCAAUCGAAUGAAAAAACACCUUUGGAUGUGAUACAGAGCGUAGAAUAUUUCAUUCUGAGUAUUCGAUUACAAUCUAAAAUAUCUAUAGAUUUACAAACAUCAUUUAGAAAAUCUAUCCGAAAACAUAAACAAUUAUCAAAUGCUAUUCUCUAA